Molecule: messenger RNA, 2276 nt
Organism: Hevea brasiliensis (rubber tree)
Lineage: Eukaryota; Viridiplantae; Streptophyta; Magnoliopsida; Malpighiales; Euphorbiaceae
Product: internal alternative NAD(P)H-ubiquinone oxidoreductase A1, mitochondrial
Exons: 9
Coding region: 330-1970 (546 amino acids)
Molecular function (GO): NADH dehydrogenase activity
Source: RefSeq, a predicted model, not a curated record
AUGCUUCCUUCCUCGAACUCACUUUUUUAACAUUCUUUACUGUAUUUUAUAUUAAAAAUUCAGAGAUUUCUCAUUUCUCCUAUGAAUUUCUUGCAUCUUAAGUCUGCUACUAUAAGAACAUGAAUUUUGUUCUGGUUUAGUGUGUUUAGUGUGUCUUGAAAAAGCGGACCCAGAAAUCUUGGACACAGUCUUUUCUUUCUCUGUUCAAGCUCCAACCCACCAAAAAAGCAAACAGUCCAAUAGGCCACAGCUUCUGAUUAUAAUUAAUUUGAAUUGAAGGUUUAAACUUUAAAGGGUAUUUAGUCUUCUGGUCAGAACUGAUACUCAGCAUGGCAUUUUCAAGGAUUGCUAGGAAUGGCUUGAGAAGAACAGGAGGCAACUUUGGUAGUUACGCAGAGAAGGGUACACUAUGUGAGGGAAUAUCCAAGCAUAGUUGGUCUUCUUCACCUUUCCUUAAAAAUGUUAAAGCAGGCAGCAACCUAUCAUACUUUUCGAGCAUUAGGAAGGUAAAUCAUGCCCCUUUUUGGAGCAGGGGAAUUGGGGGAACCCCACAUUAUCAAUUUCCUAAUGCAGAGAGGAUUCUAGAAGAAUCAGAAAAUGAGUAUGAAGAACCAAGGUAUCCAGGUCUGGAAGCAACAAGGCCUGGUGAAAAGCCAAGGGUGGUUGUCCUUGGCACUGGAUGGGCAGCAUGUCGAUUCAUGAAAGGACUUGACACCAAAAUCUAUGAUGUCGUUUGCAUAUCACCAAGGAAUCACAUGGUCUUCACUCCUUUGCUUGCAUCAACUUGUGUUGGAACCCUUGAGUUUCGUUCUGUAGCUGAGCCUGUUAGUCGGAUUCAGUCUGCAUUGGCAACAAGUCCCAACUCAUAUUUUUAUUUGGCUUCCUGCACUGGCAUUGACACGGACAAACACGAAGUAUACUGUGAGACAGUAAGCAAUGGUGGAUUACCUCAGGAGCCUCACCAGUUUAAAGUUGCAUAUGAUAAGCUUGUCAUUGCUGCUGGAGCUGAGCCUGUGACUUUUGGUAUCAAGGGAGUGAAUGAACAUGCUUAUUUUCUUAGAGAAGUGAAUCAUGCUCAAGAAAUAAGGAAGAAGCUCCUUUUGAAUCUCAUGCUAUCUGAAAAUCCAGGCAUACCUGAAGAAGAGAAGAACCGCCUGUUACACUGUGUCGUUAUUGGAGGUGGUCCAACAGGGGUGGAGUUUAGCGGUGAAUUGAGUGAUUUUAUCAUGAGAGAUGUUCAGGAGCGGUAUUCUCAUGUUAAGGAUCAUAUAAAGGUUACCCUUAUUGAGGCCAAUGAAAUUCUAUCAUCCUUUGACGUUGGACUACGGCAAUAUGCAACAAAUCAUUUGACUAAGUGUGGUGUCCGUCUCACACGAGGUGUAGUGAAAGAGGUGCAUCCCACAAAAUUAUUUCUCAGUGACGGUACAGAAGUCCCAUAUGGUCUCUUGGUAUGGUCUACUGGUGUCGGUCCAUCUCAGUUUGUCAAGUCACUAAAUCUUCCCAAGUCCCCUGGUGGAAGGAUUGGUAUUGAUCAAUGGUUGCGGGUCCCUUCUGUGGAAGAUGUAUUUGCACUUGGAGACUGUGCUGGUUUUCUUGAGCAGACAGGAAGGCCAGUGCUUCCAGCUCUAGCUCAGGUUGCAGAAAGGCAAGGGAAAUAUCUAGUUGAGUUGUUUAACAAUAUUGGAAAGCAAAAUGGAGGCAAGGCUUUCAGUGCAAAAGAUUUCUCUCUAGGAGAUCCUUUUGUCUACAGGCAUCUGGGUAGUAUGGCAUCGGUAGGGCGUUACAAGGCACUGGUUGAUCUGCGCCAGUCUAAGGAUGCAAAAGGCUUAUCACUUGCUGGAUUCAUCAGUUGGCUAAUCUGGCGCUCUGCAUAUCUUACACGAGUGGUCAGUUGGAGGAACAGAUUUUACGUGGCAGUGAAUUGGGCAACCACCCUGGUUUUUGGCAGAGACAACUCAAGGAUUGGAUAGAUUAAGAAGGGCAUACACCAUUGUCAUUUUUUAUUCUUUAUAUUGAUUUGAGCUAGAUAUCAGGCUCCAUGUUCCUUAAUCUUAACCUCCGAUUCAAAAAAUUUUGGAGUCAGGAUGUAGUUUAAGGUUUAUGUUACCAAUCAAUAUGGAUAGAUGGGUACAAUAUUAGAAAGCUAGAAACCUCAAGAAAAUAAAGGAAACACCUUGCAUAAGAAAAUAAAGGAAACACCUUGUGUAAGCCAUUUAGUGCACCAAAACCUGUUUUGCCAUAUCAAUCUCUGUGGUAAUGCAUGUUCUGUUCAUCAA